AUUACCUGAAGAAGACUGCUUCUCUCUCUGUAGGAAUAUAUCUGUGGGAUAAACAGCUUUUGGUUUACUUUUGUUGUGUCUUUCAAAAAUUGUAAACUCAAGAAAUCUGAAAUGGCAUCUGAGAGCGAGGAGAAUGGCACGGAAAUGCAACCGGAGGUGGAGGAAACGGCCUAUUCCUUAGCUCGGUUGAAACUCGAGAAUCUGCUGAAUAAGAGCAUGAGGAUUCGUAUGACAGACGGCCGCACGCUGGUGGGGCUUUUCUUAUGUACAGACCGAGACUGUAAUGUCAUCCUGGGAUCUGCACAGGAGUUCCUCAAAUCCACAGACUCUUUCUCACAAGGUGAGCCCAGAGUGUUGGGACUGGCCAUGAUUCCUGGCCAUCAUGUUGUUUCUAUAGAAGUGGAAUCUGAAAGCCUUCAGACAACCACCCAUGGACUCUAACCACUUUAAAGACAUUGGACUCUAAAUAUAGACUGAGACUGGUCAGCAUAUAAAUGUUGUAUCAACAACUACAUAGUCUACUUGAGAUGGGGUUACUUUAAUCCGAAUGGAUAUUGUAUCAAAUAUAAUGACAGCUUGAGUUGUGUAUUUUAUUUGGUUACAAUUCUCUUUGAGAUUGUUUAUGAGCAGUUCUCAUUAUUGACUAUCAUUUUUUCAAUAAGACAGUUGAAGAAGAAUCAUGGCGAUUUUUGUCAUCGCUAUUUUUGUCAUUCUGGUGUUUUGAAAAAUGAAACGUUUUUUUCUUUGUAUUUGUCAUUAAAGUGACAGUGUUUUCAGAAGUCAUACAAGCCAACCUCAAGGAUUUAAAUUGUGUUGUUCACAAAUAAUUAUAAACCAUUAACUGACAUGUCCACACUGCAAACAAAUAUAUAACUGCUUAACAAACCUUUCAUUUACAUGACAAUUUUUUCCUUGACAUGUUUUGACUCAAGAAGUAAUACACACACAUAAUUCAUUUAGCUGAUUUAGCUAUGCGUAAACCUAAGAUUGGUUAUAUCUUAUUUUAGAUUUAGAGGUCGGAAUCACUGCCCAGGUAAAACAGUGGACAUUUAAAAGAAAAAUUAGAUUUCUAUUGUGUGAGUGAUAUCAAGCUAUAAUUAGGUUUAGCUAUAGUAAUGAUAAUUUUAUCAUUUAAUUUAAAAAAAAUACAUAUGAAGAGUUUGUUUCCAAAAGGAGAUAACUCUGUAAUUUUUUUCAUUCCAUGUUUUUAAUUGUGUUAUAUUUUUAUUGUGUUAGUUAGCUGUAUUUUUUGAGUGGCUUUACA
Messenger RNA from Triplophysa dalaica, 1264 nucleotides. RefSeq names its product N-alpha-acetyltransferase 38, NatC auxiliary subunit (gene naa38). Gene Ontology annotation, molecular function: RNA binding. NCBI's taxonomy places the organism in Eukaryota, Metazoa, Chordata, Actinopteri, Cypriniformes, Nemacheilidae. The transcript has 3 exons. The record is from RefSeq and is a predicted model, not a curated record. Bases 112 to 441 code for a protein of 109 amino acids. Gene Ontology annotation, cellular component: NatC complex.